GCUUCACCUCUUCUGCCUCUUCUCUUCCUCCUCUACCAGGAUGUGGCACUCGGCGGCUCUGCUCCUCUCUGGAUUCUCGGCUCUGAUCCACGUGUCGUUGCAGGGUCCUCACCAGAGGAACCUGCUGAAAAACCUCUUGAAGGACUACAACCGGAUGGAGCGGCCGGUGGGGAACGACUCCCACACCCUCACCGUGGUCUUCUCCCUCAGCCUGAUACAGAUCAUGGACGUGGAUGAGAAGAACCAGGUCUUAACCUCUAACAUGUGGCUGCAGAUGAAUUGGUUCGAUCACUAUCUCCAGUGGAACCAGAGCGAUCACCCCGGCGUGAAGAACCUCCGCUUCACCACCGAUCAGGUCUGGACUCCAGACAUCCUGCUCUACAACAGUGCAGAUGACGACUUUGACUCCACGUUUAAGACCAACGUGCUGGUGAACUCCAGCGGCUACGCCAAGUAUAUGCCUCCAGGAAUCUUCAUGAGCACGUGCAACGUGGACGUUCGCUGGUUCCCCUUUGACAUCCAGAAGUGUGAGCUGAAGUUUGGCUCGUGGACGUACGACGGCUGGCUGCUGGACCUGCAGAUGAACGAGGCCGACACGUCGGGCUACAUGCCCAACGGGGAGUGGGACCUCAUCGGCGUUCCCGGCACCAGAAAUGAAGUCUUUUAUGACUGCUGCAAGGAGCCUUACCCGGACGUCACGUUUGUGAUCACGAUCCGCCGGCGGACGCUCUACUACGCCCUGAACCUGCUCAUUCCCUGCGUGCUGCUGUCCUCCAUGACCCUGCUGAUCUUCGUGCUGCCGGCUGAUUCUGGGGAGAAGAUCUCGCUGGGUAUCACCGUCUUGCUGUCUCUCACGGUGUUCAUGCUGCUGGUGGCAGAGAUCAUGCCAGCCACGUCCGACUCCGUCCCUCUUAUAGGUCAGUACUUCGCCAGUAUAAUGAUCAUCGUCGGGAUGUCGGUCAUCGCCACCGUGGUGGUUCUGCAGUAUCAUCACCACGACCCCAACGGAGGAAACAUGCCAAAAUGGGUGCAGCUCGUCCUGCUCCAGUGGGUGGCGUGGUUCCUGCGCAUGAAGCGGCCGGGCGAGAACGACGACCCCGAGCGGCCGCCGUGCGCCCCCCACCUGCGGCGCUGCUCCUCCGGCUCGCAGAGCGGGAGCAUCCCCAACCCGGUGGACCCCGCCCUCCACCCGCUGCACCCGCAGAGCCUGGCGCCCCUGCAGACGGUGUCCCUCCACGCCGGGCACCCCCACCUCCACGCCCAGUCCAGCGCCAACAACAACGGGAACCUGCUGUACAUGGGCUUCCAGAGCAUGGAGGAGUCGUCCGUGCUCUCCGAGCCCAUCCAGAGGAACAACCUGUCGGCGGGGCCGCCGCGGGUGGCGGGCAGCCCGCCGCCGCACCUGCCGUCUCAGUUCUGCGGCUCGCCGCCGCCUCCGACCCCCAACGUGGAAACUGUGGGCUGCCCCAGCACCGUGUCCAGCGGCGGGGGGUUCGGGGGCGGGGCCGGGGGCUGCUCGGCGGCGGGCAUCGGAGACCCGCAGCUGCAGGCCAUCCUGGAGGAGGUGCGCUACAUGGCGGACCGCUUCCGGGAGCAGGACGAGACGGAGAGCAUGGCCGACCAGUGGAAGUUCGCGGGCGCCGUGAUCGACCGGCUGUGUCUGGUGGCGUUCAGCGUCUUCAACAUCAUAUGCACCAUAUCCAUCCUGAUGUCCGCUCCCAACUUUGUGGAGGCUAUUUCAAAAGACUUUGUUUGAACUCAACGUG
Molecule: messenger RNA, 1766 nt
Organism: Salarias fasciatus (jewelled blenny)
Lineage: Eukaryota; Metazoa; Chordata; Actinopteri; Blenniiformes; Blenniidae
Gene: chrna11
Product: cholinergic receptor, nicotinic, alpha 11
Exons: 10
Coding region: 41-1756 (571 amino acids)
Biological process (GO): monoatomic ion transmembrane transport
Cellular component (GO): postsynaptic membrane
Molecular function (GO): acetylcholine-gated monoatomic cation-selective channel activity; transmembrane signaling receptor activity
Source: RefSeq, a predicted model, not a curated record